This is a messenger RNA of Salvelinus sp. IW2-2015, 2788 nucleotides long. RefSeq names its product occludin-like. Lineage: Eukaryota; Metazoa; Chordata; Actinopteri; Salmoniformes; Salmonidae. Gene Ontology annotation, cellular component: membrane; transcription elongation factor complex; bicellular tight junction. The record is from RefSeq and is a predicted model, not a curated record. Gene Ontology annotation, molecular function: cis-regulatory region sequence-specific DNA binding. Gene Ontology annotation, biological process: positive regulation of transcription elongation by RNA polymerase II; snRNA transcription by RNA polymerase II; bicellular tight junction assembly.
AGACAGCGUAGGGUUGGGCAGUCAACCAAUGUCCUUGGAAAGCACAACAAAGCACUUGUUCACAGACACAGAACCGUCUCUGCGCGUGGGACGGGACGAAAGAGGGAGCCACCACAGCUAAAGMAGGUCACUAAUAAACAGGUUCAUUUCGUUGCUGAGUUUAUUUCAACCUCUCUGGUCUACAUCUUUACGGAUACAAAGUAAACUCGCAAAACGACGGCGUUUUCGGUACUGCGUUAAGCGCCAACAACCGUCAGUUUUUUUUMUUUUACAUUCAGGUCCCUGCCAUCUUUGAGAGAUGUUUGAGAAGCAGCGUUACGACAGCCCUCCCGUCUACAGUCCUCCAUACAGCCCGGAAUCCAAUGGCUACGGCCCCCCACAAAGCUACCACCCGCCCAGGAGUGAGUUUGACCCAUAUCCACCCCCACCGGGCUCCUACUACAUGGAAGAGAAGCCCCAACACUUCUACAAGUGGAUCUCUCCUCCUGGCAUCGUCAAGGCCAUGUUUGGCACAAUCAUAGUGCUCUGUGUGGGGAUCUUUGCCUGUGUGGCCUCCACCCUUGUCUGGGACAUGCAGUACGGGAUGGGGGGGAUGGGGGGGAUGGGCUCCUACGGCGGAGGGAUGGGCUACGGUGGCGGUUAUGGGGGAAUGGGCGGCGGCUAUGGCUCCAGCUACGGCUCUGGCUAUGGAGGAGGCUAUGGAGGAGGCUAUGGUAGCUCCUACCCGACACCUUACUCGGCCAAAACAACCAUGAUAGCUAUGGCGGCCAUCAACUUCUUUGUAGCGCUGGGAUUCUUCGUGGCCAGUUUCUCUAAAUCGACCACGUUCAGGAGCAGGAAGUUCUUCCUGGUGGUUCUGGUGGUCAGUGCUAUCAUGGCUGUCAUCCAGGGCAUCAUCACCAUUGUGUACGUCGUAGGGGUGAACCCUAUGGCACAGAGCUCUCAGAACAUGAUCUACAACCCUAUGCUGAUGAUGUGCCAGAACCUGUACGGAAGCAGCUAUUCUAAUAUGGGUGGAGUGGGGGGUUUCGGCAUGUAUAACCAGUACCUCUAUCACUACUGCUACGUGGACCCACAAGAGGGUGUAGCCAUGGUGUGUGGCUUCCUGGUUACCGCUGCCUUGGUCGUGGCUGCUUUCUUCUCCCACAAAACCAGAGGCAAGAUCUGGCGCUACGGCAAGCCCAACAUCUACUGGGAACAGCCCCCUGAGACUGGAGGACUAGUUUCUGAAGGCAGAGAUGUGAAGGACUGGGUGAACAAUGUAGAGGACGGACAAAGUACCCAGGGUGCACCUACCGUGGUGCUGUCAGAGAAGUCCGUCCCCCUCAACGCCUCAGCCAAUAGCAUCAUCUCCUACCCGACCAAGGCGGACAGCAGGGUGUACACUGGAGACACCUACAAUGAUGACGUGUAUUCGGAGCAUCUGGCUAGCCGUCCCUCGGACCAGCCCUCCCAGGGGGCCAGUUCCAGCCCCUCUGAGGAGGCAGGGGGGGUCCGGAAGCCCUCUGCCAACAGGGGGAAGAGGCGCCGGCGCAACCCUGAGCUGGAUGAAUCACAGUACGAAACAGAGUACACCACGGGAGGAGAGACUGGCAACGAACUGGACCCAGAGGAGUGGGAGAGCGUCUACCCAGAGAUACCAGACAGCCAGCGGCAGGAGUACAGGGAGUUUGAUGCCGACCUGAGGGAGUACAAACACCUGUGUGCUGAGAUGGAUGACAUCAGUGACCAGAUGAACAAACUCAGCAGGCAGCUGGACACACUGGACGAGACCUCCGCCCAGUACCAGGUUGUGGCAGAGGAAUAUAAUCGACUGAAAGACGUUAAGAGGACACCGGACUACCAGGCUAAGAAGCUGGAGUGUCGCAAGUUGAGACACAAACUGUUCCAUGUCAAACGUGUGGUCAAGGCCUACGACAAGAGCCUUUCUUAAAGCCACGCUCUUCCCUCCAACCCUAUCCACCCCCUCCUAUGUCGUCAUGACAACACCACACUCCUGGACUAAGACUAUGCAGAAACACUAAGAAUAUGUAGAAUGUUGAAAACCAAAGCUCCCUUCUUGGCAUUUACACACACACACACACACACACACACUAAUGACAUGGUUAUGUGAUUCCUUCUGCCUCGAUUCAUUUCAGACCAGUUCUCUACUCUCUGUGGAUUGCUUCACAGACACCAUCGUGCACUGUGGGGUUGAAAGACUAUAUUCAUAAUACUUCACACGUAACACAUAGCCCACUAGCACUGCCAUAUUCCUAACUGUGCCUAGUAAGUAACAUUGUUGUACAUGCUUGCCUUGAAACACUGCAGCCUAUUUGACUGGAUGGGUGUGGUUAUAAAAGGUCACYUCAAUGUCGUUUCACCUGAGGUGGUCUGUGAUAAAGGCAUUGGGCCUUUGCUGGUUCCUGUUUGCAUUGUUUUAUCUCCACAGAUAAGGCAGUAUCACUGAGUGUAGAAAAGGGCGAGUCAUGCGCCUAACCUACUAGAACAAACCCGUGCUGUGUGCUUCAAGCACUCCACAAAAGAAAGCUAAAAUACCCACUGUUUUCUCUUACAAAGGACUGAAUUCUACCUUGUAUUAUGACCGUUGGAGGACCUGCAGUAUGUGAACACUCUCGGAGCUGCGUUCAUAAAUUCGGUCUGGCUAUCAACCCCGAUUUCAGAGCACUCUAGUCUGUGUGCCAGAGCGCAAACAACUGUCAACUGUUGAACAUGGCUGGUGUCAGUAAACGUCGGUAAAAAAAGGCGUAAUUAAAUUGUUGCCAGCAGCACAGUUACAGUCACCAAC